CUGAAUGUGGGGAAAUGACCGCGAGUGACCUCAAAGGAAACACUGUAUUUUAGCGUCUGUUCGCUUGAGUAAAAUAUAGGUAACGAUUAAAGGAAAGGCAAGCUAACAUUGCCCCAGUUUCUCGUCGCUAGCAGUCGGGGUUCUUUCUGGGUUUUUUUUCUUUUUUUUUUUUUCUUUAUUGCCCCUGCAGAUGCUAAGCUAAGCUAAAGCUAAAGGCUAACGCUAAAAGGGCUAGCUGCUGCUGCUGCAAUGGAUAAAGCCAAGUCGAUGAUGGACAAGAAGGGAGCGUCGGGACCCUUUCACAUCAACAAUGGGCAGAGUCAGAGGGGCUUUCACGGUCCCACGGUGGUCGUGGCGGCGGCUAAUGGGGGCUGUUGCAGCGGCAGCAAUGGGGGCACUUUAGAAAACCUGCACCACCUGCACCGUGGGGACGAUGCGGAGUGCAACGGGUCCCCGGCCAAGCGGUGCAGGCUACGGAGGAGGACGGAGUCGGUGAGACGGAACAGACCCCCAUUUCCCUGGUUUGGUAUGGACAUCGGUGGUACUUUGGUUAAACUGGUGUACUUUGAGCCAGUCGAUAUCACCGCAGAGGAAGAACAGGAGGAAGUGGAGAACCUGAAGUCCAUCCGCCGCUACCUCACUUCAAAUGUGGCCUAUGGUAAAACAGGCGUCCGUGACGUCCACCUGGAGCUGAGGAACCUGACCAUGUGUGGCCGGACAGGAAACCUGCACUUCAUCCGCUUCCCAACACAGGCCAUGCCCCGCUUCAUCCAGAUGGGACGUGACAAAAACUUCUCCAGCCUGCACACGACACUCUGCGCAACCGGCGGCGGGGCGUACAAGUUUGAGAAUGACUUCCGAACAAUGGCCGACCUGGAGUUGCUGAAACUGGAUGAGCUGGACUGUCUGAUCCGUGGCCUGCUGUUCGUUGACCGGGUGAGCUUCAACGGCCACCCUGAGUGCUACUAUUUCCAGAAUCCAUCAGACACCCAGAGCUGCGUGAAGAAGCCCUGCACGCUGGACAACCCCUUCCCCAUGCUGCUGGUCAACAUCGGUUCCGGGGUCUCCAUUCUGGCCGUGUAUUCAGAGAACAACUACAAACGGGUGACUGGGACCAGUCUCGGAGGUGGGACAUUCCUGGGACUUUGCUGCCUGCUGACUGGCUGCGAGACGUUCGAGGAAGCAUUGGAAAUGGCCAGCAAGGGCGACUCUACCAACGUGGACAAACUGGUGAAGGACAUCUAUGGCGGAGAUUAUGAGCGCUUUGGCCUUCAGGGCUCUGCUGUGGCCUCCAGUUUUGGUCACAUGAUGAGCAAAGAGAAGCGAGACAGCAUCAGUAAGGAAGACCUGGCCAGAGCUACACUGGUCACCAUCACUAAUAACAUAGGAUCCAUAGCACGCAUGUGUGCUGUCAACGAGAAAAUCGAGCGUGUUGUGUUUGUUGGGAACUUCCUUCGUAUCAACACAGUGUCCACAAAACUGCUAGCUUACGCCAUGGACUUCUGGUCUAAAGGACAACUAAGAGCUCUCUUCCUGGAACAUGAGGGUUAUUUCGGAGCUGUGGGUGCGCUGAUGGAGCUGCUCAAGACAACAGAGGACCCGUGAGGUACACUCUGUCGUGACAUCAUCAGCCCUCAACAAGACGAUGUCAUCCAUCCCUUAUCGCUGUGAUGUCAUCAACUCUCGAAGCUGUGACGUCAUCAACUUCAGACGCUGCUGAAAGGUCCCGUUCACAGAGGCCGCUAAAAGGAACACUAAGAGAGAGACACAGAAACUGGGAAAAGCCAUUUUAAUAAUUUAACACUUGUAAAUAAUGAUAACCUCUAACAUCUAUCUCCUAAAUUUCCCAAACAGAGUCCCCCUAUCAUAGAGGUUUUAAUAUUGUAAUCAUUAAUUUAUGGUUUCCUGUAAUCAACUCUGUUGAUUCCUGUGAUCAGUCUUGUGUCAGGAGGCACAGAGAAACAGAGUAUUUUAGUGUUUUUUGUUACUGUGUGUGUUUGUGUGAAAAGCUACUGUAGCAUUACGUCCUGGAGGCUGUGGCACACCAGGCGACUAUUUGUGCAAUGGUCCAUUAAGAUAGGAUGUCUGCAAAGACAUUAAAUUACUCUUCAGUGAGUAAUUGGACAUUUUUACCACCAGGGACUCAAGGAAAAGUCUCUUCUGCCGCCAGAGAAACAUCAGCUGUAAAACCAUGGAGGCCACAGCUCGUGGUCAGACUGCAGCUGGUCAGCGACGUGCUGCUCGUGUUGCCUCUUUUUGCACAAAAAGUUGCCCACCAUGCUACAGUCUUCUGAGGAGUGCACUGAAGCCAAAUCCUGUUGAGAUUCAUACAACACCUGCCUCCUUCAGCUCAGAUAGGAAGCAGAAAAAACGGUCUUUAUUCUUUCUGUUGCUCCACUGCACAUGGCCUUUGCUUUUUUUUUUUUUUUUUUUUGUCUCUUCUCCGACUGCCUACAUGUAAAACAGCAUUAUCAACACCGUAUUGCCAUGCAUGCGUAACUAACCCGCUGAGUUUAGUGUUAGAUGACGGGACCAAGACACUGUCUUCCAACAGAUAGCGCUACAACUGUGUCUGCGUCGUUCAAUUGUGUCCACUAGCAUCACCUUCAACCACAGUCAGUCCAGCUCAGCAACCGGUGUCUGUGAUCCGUGAGGUACUGUGGGAUCUUCUUCUUUUCUUCUCUGUCCAGUUCAAGGACGCUUUUGCUGGAUUGAGGUCCACAUCCUCCGGCUUCGUUGCCACUCUUCUGCCUUGUUUAGGUGUUUUUAGUGUGACUUAAUUAAGUGUUAAUUUUAUGUGAAUCCUGGCGUUCAGCACCCCCCUAUUGUAUAUGCAGAUGCAGCAGAGUCAGGCCACCUUUUUUGGAGACAAUGGGGACCAAGACAGUUUUUGCAAAGAGUCACCCUACAUGCAAAUUACAAAUAAUGCAAAUUGGCUAGCAGCAGAUAAACUAGAUUGGACUGUG
Molecule: messenger RNA, 2966 nt
Organism: Scomber japonicus (chub mackerel)
Lineage: Eukaryota; Metazoa; Chordata; Actinopteri; Scombriformes; Scombridae
Gene: pank1a
Product: pantothenate kinase 1a
Exons: 8
Coding region: 250-1605 (451 amino acids)
Biological process (GO): coenzyme A biosynthetic process
Cellular component (GO): nucleus; cytosol
Molecular function (GO): ATP binding; pantothenate kinase activity
Source: RefSeq, a predicted model, not a curated record